This is a messenger RNA of Raphanus sativus (radish), 426 nucleotides long. Its product is annotated as defensin-like protein 182. The record is from RefSeq and is a predicted model, not a curated record. NCBI's taxonomy places the organism in Eukaryota, Viridiplantae, Streptophyta, Magnoliopsida, Brassicales, Brassicaceae. The coding region runs from base 37 to 426 and encodes 129 amino acids. The transcript is spliced from 2 exons.
AGACAAGUUCAAAAGAAAACCAGAAUACGUGAAAAGAUGAAGAGGGAAACUCCAGUUGUAUUACUCGUUAGCUUACUUAUCAUGUUUGCAUCAGUUGUGAAUCAGACCAGAGCAAACACCUGUACCGAUGGACUAGGCACUUGUGAAAACUGCGACCAGAGAUGCAAGGCCAAACACGGGCCAUCAAGUGAAAGCAACUGUGACCACUCUCUUGUGAUGCCUCUGUGCCUAUGCUACUAUCAAUGUGCAGGUCCGACACCGACUCCGACUCCACCCAAGAUUUGCAAUGGUGGAGCUGGUAUAUGUAGUAGAAGCUGUCCCGAAACUUGUUGUAAUACUAACUGCGCACAAAAGUUUAAUGGUGGACAUGGAUUUUGUAGCACCCUCGGUAAUUUUAACUUGUGCCAAUGUCAAUACCCUUGUUAA